CGGACUGGAUGGACAACAGAAAUUGGACAGCACUAAAUGAAUUCAUUCUGACGGGCAUCACAGACCACCCUGAUCUUCAGGCCCCCUUCUUUGGGCUGUUCCUCAUCAUCUAUGUAAACUCAGUGCUGGGCAACAUGGGCAUGAUCAUCCUCACCAAAGUGGACAACAGACUACAAACACCUAUGUACUUUUUUCUCAGACACCUGGCUUUCAUUGAUCUUGGUUACUCAACUGCCGUGGGACCCAAAAUGUUGGUAAAUAUUGUAACUAAUCAAAAUACAAUUCCCUACAAGUGGUGUGCCACACAGCUAGCAUUCUUCAUCAUGUUCAUCAUUAGUGAGCUUUUCAUUCUGUCAGCCAUGGCCUAUGACCGCUAUGUGGCCAUCUGUGACCCUCUGCUAUACACAGUGGUGAUGUCACCCAGGCUGUGCUGGGUGCUGGUGACAAUCCCUUAUCUCUACAGCAUCUUUCUUUCUCUGAUAACGACCAUCAAAAUUUUCAUCUCAUCCUUUUGUGGCAAUAAUGUCAUUCAUCAUUUCUACUGUGACAGUCUUCCCUUGUUAACUUUGAUUUGCUCAGGCACGCAAGAGGUUGAGUGGAUAGUACUGAUCUUUUCAGCAUUUAAUCUGGUCUCCUCUCUUCUGAUAGUCCUUGUUUCCUACACUCUGAUCCUCACAGCCAUCCUCAGGAUAAACUCAGCACAUGGUAGGCACAAGGCCUUCUCCACCUGCGGAUCUCACCUGACAGUGGUGGUCGUGUUAUAUGGGACCUUAUUCUUCAUGUAUGUGCAGCCUAAGUCCAGCCACUCCUUUGACUCUGAUAAAUUAGCCUCUGUGUUUUACACCCUGGUGAUUCCCAUGCUGAACCCCAUGAUCUACAGUUUGAGGAACAAGGAGGUUAAAGGUGCCCUGCACAGGAUAUGGAGCAAUCUGUGCAAACUUUGUUUGUAA
Heterocephalus glaber (naked mole-rat) is the source of this 950-nucleotide messenger RNA. Its product is annotated as olfactory receptor 8K3. Gene Ontology annotation, molecular function: olfactory receptor activity; G protein-coupled receptor activity. Gene Ontology annotation, cellular component: membrane. Gene Ontology annotation, biological process: G protein-coupled receptor signaling pathway. The record is from RefSeq and is a predicted model, not a curated record. NCBI's taxonomy places the organism in Eukaryota, Metazoa, Chordata, Mammalia, Rodentia, Bathyergidae.